Messenger RNA from Apodemus sylvaticus (European woodmouse), 3742 nucleotides. RefSeq names its product RUN and SH3 domain containing 1 (gene Rusc1). The transcript is spliced from 11 exons. Gene Ontology annotation, cellular component: cytoplasmic vesicle. Gene Ontology annotation, molecular function: protein binding. The record is from RefSeq and is a predicted model, not a curated record. The coding region runs from base 151 to 3249 and encodes 1032 amino acids. Lineage: Eukaryota; Metazoa; Chordata; Mammalia; Rodentia; Muridae.
CCGCUCUGUUCCCUGCUGGGCGGGGACGCAGAUGAGCCCAAGGCCGGAGCGAUUCCAGGAGGACUGCGGUCUGCAUCUGCACUGUCAGGUAGGUGGAUGUGAGACGCUGGAUCCUUAGUUCUCUGAAAGCCUCCCGUCGUCCUCGGCACCAUGCUGUCCCCUCAGCGGGCUUUACUCUGCAACCUCAAUCACAUCCAUCUCCAGCACGUCUCCCUAGGCCUGCACUUGUCGCGCCGUCCUGAACUACAAGAGGGGCCUCUGAGCACACCGCCGCCCCCGGGAGACACAGGGGGCAAGGAAAGCAGGGGGCCCUGCAGCGGGACCCUUGUCGACGCCAACUCCAACAGUCCAGCUGUGCCCUGCAGAUGCUGCCAGGAGCACGGGCCCAGUGUGGAGAACCAGCAGGACCCUUCCCAGGAGGAAGACGCCGCCUCGCCUUCAGAUCCAGGGUGCUCUUCCUCUCUCAGCUCCUGCUCAGACCUUAGCCCUGAUGAGUCCCCUGUGUCCGUCUACUCGCGAGACCUGCCUGGUAAUGGGGACGCCAACCCUCAGCCUAGCGCCUUCCCCUUGGAGCUGGCCUCUCCUCUGGCUCCAGCGGGCCCUGACACCUGCUCUCCAGACAGCUUCUGCUGCUCUCCUGAUUCUUGCUCUGGAAUAUCUUCUCCACCUGGACCUGACCUGGACUCGAACUGCAACGCCCUGACCACCUGCCAGGAUCUACCUUCCCCAGGCUUGGAGGAGGAGGAAGACAGUGGGGAACAGGAUCUUGCUACCUCGGAGCUCUCAGAGACCGAAGAUGGGAGAAUUGACGCAGGGAAAGCAGAGCCCAGUUGGAAAAUUAACCCUAUUUGGAAAAUCGACACAGAGAAAACUGAAGGUGGGUGGAAAACCAUCGAGGACAGUGAUUCUGGUCGGAAAACAGACGAAAAUACAAACUCGAGCUUGAAAACGGAAUCUGGGAAAUUGGCUUCUUGUUUGAACACCAAUUCUGGUUCGAAAAUAGAUGCAGGGGAAACUGAUGGGGGAUGGAGAGGUGACGUCAGCCAGGAGCCGGUGCCCCAUCGGACAAUCACGUCCUUCCAUGAGCUGGCCCAGAAGCGCAAGCGGGGUCCAGGGCUGCCCCUUGUGCCGCAGGCCAAGAAAGAUCGAAGCGACUGGCUAAUAGUCUUCUCGCCUGAUACUGAGCUCCCGCCGACUGGGUCCCUGGGAGGUUCUCUGGCACCCCCCCGAGAAGUCACCACCUUCAAGGAACUCCGGACGCGAAGCAGAGCCCAGCCGCCGCCAGUCCCGCCGCGGGACCCUCCGGCUGGGUGGGCUUUGGUCCCGCCUCGACCGCCUCCCCCUCCCGUCCCUCCGCGGAGGAAGAAGAAUCGACUUGGGCUGCAGCCUAUUGCAGAGGGGCUGUCGGAGGAGGGCAGGGCGGCCAGUCCCCCGGCUGGUGAGGAGGCACCCGCCCCGCGGGAGCCCGAGGAACCGCGCGCGCACGCCGUGGCCGGUCCCUCGCUAUUCCCUCGGCCCCCGGUUUUCCGGUUCUCGGCCGACGGGCGCCCCCUGUUGGAGGGUGGGGGCGCGGCCGCACCCGGGUCCCUGCUCUUUACGCCUCUGACCGGGUGGCCCAAUUCCCGGCUGCGGCUGCUGGGGGCAGCGAGUCCCCCGGAGGAGCAGCUCCUGCCUGUGCGCCUAUCCCCAGUGGGAGCGUAUUCUCCUCCCACUCGGGGGGCCUUGCCUUGCCUGGCCAGCCCCGAACUGGCACUGCUGCUAUCCCCGCUCUUUCCCAGAAGUAGCACCUUCCCCGCCGCGGCGUCCCCACCCCGCCAGGUUCCCGCCCCCCCGCUGCCAACACCACCGUGUCCGCCGACCGGCCCUCGCUGGACCAGAAGGCCACCACCUCCGCCCAGGCAACUGCGCAGUUCCUGGUCGUUUGCCGGUGUUCCUGGGGCCCAGCGGCUGUGGAUGGCAGAAGCCCAGAGUGGGACUGGCCAGCUGCAGGAGCAGAAGAAAGGUCUCCUGAUAGCUGUCAGCGCUUCAGUGGACAAAAUCAUCUCGCAUUUCGGGGCUGCUAGGAACUUGGUUCAGAAGGCUCAACUGGGGGAUAGCCGGCUGAGCCCGGAUGUGGGGCAUCUGGUAUUGACCACCCUCUGCCCGGCCCUCCAUGCUCUGGUGGCUGAUGGGCUGAAGCCAUUCCGGAAGGACCUCAUCACUGGACAGCGCAGGAGCAGCCCUUGGAGCGUGGUGGAGGCAUCUGUGAAACCUGGUUCCUGCACACAGUCCGUGGGAUCCCUGUACAGCCAGGUCAGCCGACUGGCCCCGCUGAGCAGCAGCCGCAGCCGCUUCCACGCUUUCAUCUUGGGCCUCCUCAACACCAAACAGUUGGAGCUGUGGUUUUCCGGCCUCCAGGAGGAUGCAGGCCUGCUGUCCCUCUUGUAUCUGCCCACCGGAUUCUUCUCCCUGGCGCGCGGCAGCUGCCCAUCCCUGGCUACCGAGCUGCUGCUUCUGCUGCAGCCGCUGUCUGUGCUCUCCUUCCACCUGGACCUGCUCUUCGAGCACCACCACCACCUGCCCCUGGGCCUGCAGCAGGCUCCCGCCCCUUCGGGCCCCCCUCCUGCCCUGCAGCAGACUAUGCAAGCUGUGCUGCACUGGGGGGGACGCUUGGCUCAGAGUCUCCGACGGACUUCAGGGGAGGCCACUGCAGACUCUUCAAGCCCCUCCACACGCCCUCCGCCAGGCAGCUGGUGGGAUCAGCUGACCCAGGCUUCCCGGGUCUACGCCUCUGGAGGCACUGAGGGCUUGCCUCUUCUCCGGUGGGGACCCAGGCAACACGGAACUACAGCUGAGGGUGCACAGGAGGCACCUCCACCCACGGAGCAAACCACGCCAGGCAGAAGCGUGUGGUUGGGGCGGCUAUUUGGUGUGCCCGGGUGCCCCUCAGAAACUGAGAGUGGAGCCUUCAAGUCUAGGAGACCGUCCAGCUGGUUGCCCCCAACAGUAAGCGUGCUGGCCCUGGUGAAGCGGGGGACACCUUCUGAGACUCGUCCUGAGGAGCUCGUGGACUCGCCAGCCAGCAUGGUGCCGGGUGACAGGGCAGUCCGGGCUCUGUGUGACCACACUGCUGCAGGACCUGGCCAGCUGAGUUUCCAGCGUGGGGAAGUGCUUCGUGUCAUUGCCACUGUGGAUGAGGACUGGCUCUGCUGUGGGCGGGAUGGUGUGGAGGGGCUGGUGCCUGUGGGGUACACCUCCCUGGUUCUGUAGCUUUGGGCCUCUUUCCUUUUACUAGGUCCUGAAUACUGUUCAUAGCAACUGAUGGUCCCAAAAGCAUUUUUCCUUCUGCAAAUCCACAUUUCUUCCCAUAUCUAUUUCUGUGGACAGUUAAAAUAAACUUUCCUUCCUCCCCCAACACCCACCUGUGAGGUGAAAUCUGCUCUUGCAAAUAUGUAAAAGGGACUUCCUGUCCACAGGAUUCCUCUUCUCCACUGCACACGAGAACAGUGUCCUUCCUAUCUGCCAGUCAGUAGCUCCCACCUCAGACCUUCAUCCAAGUGGACUGUGUACACAUGCUUUUGCCCCCAAUCCUGCAGGACCUGUGGUCACCUCACUCUGUCUCUAGCCCUUGUUGCCUGUAUUUAAGAUUGUACUCCUGCUGUGCUAAGUGCUGGACGGAAGCCUGGACACCCCUGGUGGGUGGGCCUGUGGUGUUGGUCUGCCUCUUUCCUUCUCUGACCCAAUAAAAUGUGGGAGUUGAACA